GGGGAAGAAUAUAAUACAUGAAUUAUUCUUUGCGUCAGGCAAAACGGCUAAAACGGGGGGUGAGAAAUGAAACAGGCAAAAGGAAUGAACUUGAAAAAUUCCAACAUAAAAACAAAGCCGGAAAGUAUGAAGAAAAAUAAAAGUCGCGUCCAUGGCUCGAGGGAAAUUUGUUACUUGACCCUUGUUUCUUUCCUAAUGGUCUGCGCCGCAAUAUUUCUAACAUUUUUCACGACUCGCACGUCAUUCCAGCCUGAUGGAAAGAUCAGGAAACAGCCCAAAGAUCAAAACACAGGGUUUUCCAAAAACAAAUCUCAGCCGGUUGUUCUCUUCUGGAAACGCAAUCUUGCCGGUCUGGACCAUUUGACGCACAUUCGAAACGUUUUCGUCCUGCUGGGAUACAAAGUUAGUUUGGACUUGAACUCGGACUGGGACGUUUUGUGGGCCCACGACUACCCAUUCGAAAACCCACUCGACCCUUCGCCACUUGAGUGGCAGAUGAAGAAUUUGAAGCCGCACCAAAGAGUGAACAAACUGCCCGGAUCGGGUUUUGUCACGUCCAAGGUGGAGUUGGCCACUUCUGGGGGGCUCGGCAUCCCCCCGGCCUUCAGGUUGCCGCAGGACAAGUUCAAACUUAUUGAAUAUGCCAGGAAAAAUCCAAAAGAGAAGUUUCUGGAAAAAGGCAACAGCCAUCGGUCGAUCCGUCUCAAAAGCAUUGGCGAAAUAAAUUUGGAUUCGACGAAAAGUUUCGUCCAGCAGUUCAUCGCCAACCCCCUGCUGAUCAGGGGCUACUUCUUUGACAUUGGCGUGUACGCGAUAAUCACCUCGGUCGAUCCGUUGCGAAUUUAUCGUCUUGAUAACGACGUCGCCUUCAGGUUUUGCAACGAACCUUACGAGCCAUUCGACCCUUUGAACGUUGAAAAAUACGUCAUUGCUGAUAACUACCAGCCGUCCUACAAAGAACCCGUGUUUCAAAAAUAUUUCAACCUCUCGUUUCCACUGAAAGACGCAUUUGACGCUCACAUUCGAAGCAUUGGUGGAAAUCCAAAAUUGAUAUGGGAACAGAUUGACAAGCAAAUCGUCGCCGCCUACUUGACUCAAGAACACAAAUUCGUAGAUUUGCUCUCUUCGUACAAACACAAGCGGAAUUUCUUUGAAAUGGUGCGAGUCGAUUUCAUUUUGGACGACACCAUGAAGAUCCACUUGAUAGAGGUCAACAUGUCUCCGAGCCUCUCCUCCAUCGGAUACGCGCCGAACGGAAAACGCUUCGAGCAAGUCGCCUUUUCGCUUUUGUCGCUCGUCGGCCUCGCCAAUUAUUUGCACCCGCCUCAUCAAAAUUCAGAGGAAGGGAAGGAGGUUUUCGUGGCCGACAGAAAUGUGAUGGUCGUGCAGGAAAGUUGCUUGACCUGCGCUGACUGCACAAAGGUCGAGUGCCAAUUGUGCGCGCCUUGUUUGGACAAAGACUUUUUGGCCGACAUCAAACUGGCGUACAAAGAGCACAUGAACAAGUACCGCGCCAUUCGAAUUUUCCCACCCAGAAUGACGCAGGAAGAGGCAAAGUUGGGCAUUCCGGAAGAAUACGCCAAAAUUACAAAGGCAAAUAAACUGCAGUACCGCUGGUUCCAGGGCAGGUGUCGCAUGGACUCGUCUUGGUGCUAAACUAAUGAGAGAGACAGAAAAACAUAUUAUAUUUUAUUGAAAUAAUAUAUUAAAUUGAAAUCAUCAAAAUUGCAAAUAAUUUCACUACUUUUUUUCAAUUUUUAAUAUUGAAGUUUUCAAUUCAGUGGAAUUAAAGCUCGAUAAUGAAAAAAUUGUUAAAUUUUGUCCUUUUAACUGAAAUUUGAACGAAAUUAUUAUGAUUGUCUGAAGAAAGUGUUGCUGCAAAAAAUGUCCCGAUUAAUUUUGAUGAUGAGCAGUUUUCUUUACAUUAGCAUUGGUUUGUGGAUUUUAAUUUCAAGGAGACAUAAGAAGAAUAAUUUAAUUUAUUUGCAGAACUGAAUUUUCGAACACUUUGUUUCUUUAAUUUUCUAUGAAAAUCGUGUUGGCAAGAUAAAAUCACUCUUGUGUAUCUCGACAUCAACAUUUGUAUUUUGAUCUGGCAAACGUUGAAUUAAAAGUUAAUCAGGUUUUAUUUUAAGGGAAAAAGAUUUUAUACACAAUUUUUGCUUAAAUUUAAUUCAAAGCCUUACAGAUCGCGAUGUUGUAAUAAUAUUUCAUUGAUUGUCUUUAUCUGCAAUUUUCCAACCUGAAUAUAAAAGGACAAAAAAAUAUUAUUAUUAGCAUGUCCUGUCCACAGAUUUUUACUGUUUUCUUUCUUAAAAAAAAAACUAUUGAACACUUAAAUUUUGGCGCUCAAUAGACUUAACAAAUUUACAGUCAUAUGUUUGCUUCAAAGUUGCUUUUGUUGUAACAACGCGCAAUUAAGUAAUAAAGCGCUUAAUCACCGUCACAGGGGUUGAAAUGCCCAUUUACUUUUGUGAAAAUUCGCCUCGGUCUGUGUCUCGUUUGGAAAAAGUGCUCUUCGCGAUUGGCACAUCCGACUUAUAUCAGGCGGAAAUUGCCGAAAGGGGUUGGGGGUGGCGAGUGUGUGGUGACAGCCCCGCGCGCGGCGGCUCGCAUGAUUGAUCGCGCGUGAAUCAGCGCAUUUAGGGAGCAGCGGGCGAUCGUCGGCGCGCGCGGUCGGGGGCCGCCGAUCCAUUUUUAAUAAUUCCAUUUGCCAUUGUGUCCGGCGCCGCAUCAUUAGCACCUGAUAUUCCUUCUCUUCCCGCAUUGCAAACGUAAUAUUUCUGAUGACAAACACGUUCGCCUCGCGGGGGUUCCGCUCUCUACCUCGCCUUUGUCCACUCGCGCCGCGUUUUCCAUUUGAUACCCAUUGUUGCUGCCUGCUUCUGUGCUCCUACCUAUAUUAUUGUGAUUCGAGUGUUACGCCUCAAAAUCGGCAGUAAAUGAAAUCAGGAAAUCUCCCAUCGCAUCUCAAACUCGGGUUUAUUGCACUUUUCUUUCUAAACUUCCAAUAGAAUUACCCUCGUUUUUUGUAAUUAUCAUAUUAAGUGAAUAUUUUCUAAAAAAGGCAUGUUUUUUAAUCAUUCAAUCAUUUAUUUUACAAAAAUUAAACAAAGUUUUAAUUAUAUGGGAGAAAAUUUGCGUUUUCCACAAUUCCCUGGAUCGAAUCUAUCACAUCGCAUCAGUUUGAAGUUUGAACAACUCUUUUGAUAAGAAAUAAAAACCAUUUAUGAACAAGUUUUUGAAUUUUUCUGAUAGACCGCUAAAAAUCCUCCUAUAUUAUUACUUUCACUCCAAUUAUAAAGAAAUUAGCUUUCUAAUUUCUUAAACUUUUAAUAAGAAAUCAUUAUUUAUUAAAUAAA
Molecule: messenger RNA, 3362 nt
Organism: Neocloeon triangulifer
Lineage: Eukaryota; Metazoa; Arthropoda; Insecta; Ephemeroptera; Baetidae
Product: probable tubulin polyglutamylase ttll-15
Exons: 9
Coding region: 67-1656 (529 amino acids)
Biological process (GO): protein modification process
Source: RefSeq, a predicted model, not a curated record